CAAGACAGCACCUCAAGUUCACUAGAAGCACUAAUCCAAAGUAGAUAUCCUGAUAACUUCGCUAAAGCUCCUAUCAAAACUGCAUCACCACCGAAAGACAAACACUCACCGGAAUACAAAGAGCCACCUAAAGAUCUAGAAGUCGAAGGUGGUAAGUCAAGUAUGCGCUUGUUGAAGGCACUGAAAAAUGGCAACGUUUUUAGACCUGGAACGCGACCAACAACUUCACAUAGACAAGUGCCCGAAGCAGUCGUUAGUGACAAAAACGGUACAUCUGAAGAAGACACACUUCCAGCCACUCUGCUCACUCCAACACCUUCUGCGAGGGGCGAAAGAGAUGCCAAGCUGGCGGACAUGCUUGGUGUUACUGUCGACAAAGCGAAACCUGCAACACUGCCAACAACAAUGGGUCGAUCGGGUAUGCCGCAGAGUGAUGAGCAGAUUGUGGAGGAAAUUUCACGGCAAGGCGUUGUGCUGCCAAUUUCUCCGCACGAUAUACCCGCUCUAUCGUUUGAGGAUCGGGUAAUGGAUCGACCAGGAACUGUCGCGGUUGUUGAAACUCGAGCUUCGAAACAGGCUCUUGCCCAACGGCCACGUCCACGACCUAGCGUUCCAAAUGUGCGUGUAACUACCGAAUCCAGACACGUUAAACGUCCUUCACCAAAACGUGAAAGCCCCUCUAAGGCCACAUCAUCAACUGCCACGUCCAUGUUUGUGCCGAAAAAAGCUCGCGAGCAGCAGAAAGGUAAAGUUGCCGUCAAAAAACCUGAACCACCUCAGCGAACAGCGAAGGCAUCUUCUGGAAGUCGACAGCUACUGAAACCGCCUGACCAUGGAAAGCAUAGCUCAACUGAUGAGAGUGAUCCAGAGGUCUCCACCUUCAAGCGCCUCGCACAGUCUGGGAGCCAUCCAUCUACGUUAGCUAGGAGGAGAGAGAGGCGACCUGAGCGUCAACUGUCGAGCAUUUCCGAGAAGAGCGCUGAGAUAGCAGCCGAAGCUGCGCUCCAAAAUCAGCCACAAGACUACUCCAUUUCAGCACCAAACACGACACGAUCGCUUUCUGAAUGGCAUCACUAUGUGCACAAGAAAACCUCAGGAGAAGAUGCGUCUGAGUCUCAAACGGAUGUUGAUAUACCGAGUGGUAAGAAGUUCCGUUCGACGGCCUCGAAAUCGCGAGCUGCAAUCGAGCGUCUUAAGAAGAAGAGAACUGAACCGUUUGCGCUGUGGAAACCGCGCCAGAAAGCUGAUGUAUCCACACCUCCUCGGAGACGAAGGCUUUGUGAACCCUCGUCAUCUGACACUUCUUCAAAAGCAUCGUCAACAAAACGGAAGCCAGUUCGUAGUCGCUCUCCCCUUGUGAGAUCACCAGACAUUCCAGAUGUCACCCUUCGCCGUUCUAUGGAUCGUCUGGACCAGAUUGAAAGAUCAUCCCCACAAGGUGCUCUGACGUCACGCUCACAUAUUAGGCGUCGAGCAAGCUCUAAGAAACCAUACGAGGGCAGUGGUAAGGAUUACGCUGUUCGUCCGAUUUCAUCAAAGGAUGAAUCGUUCUUCUCGAGGUCGAAAUGGGAAAAGUCAGCGGAUGCGGACAGUGUCAGGAAACCAGCCAGAAAGAUAUCUAUCGACGCAGACAUGCCGACUUCGUCGAGAAAUUCGCAUCAUCAUGCACUCAUCAGUCGAAAGAUCGCAAUACGACGUCAUGAAAUGUACAUCACGAAAUCAACUAGUGAUCUAACAGACGAACCGCAUAGCUCACGUCAUUUUAGCCGAACUCGUCAAACAUCUCAUUCCGCAGACAACCUCUAUCGACAUUCCCCAUGGGAUUCUUCGUCGCAUCGCCAAGACGACCACUUACACACAGAACCUUUUCUACCGGGAAUCAGAUCCACGACAAGGCCUCAUAGAAAGAGCCAUUCCGUGCUGAAUUCGCCACGGGGUUCUUUCCAUAGAACGAUGAGUAAGUUUUCGUUGAUGAGUCUACCGAUCAGGUCGAGUUCUACGCUUGAGUUAUCGCCUUAUUUCACGCCGGGAGAAAAUAGCAACAAACCACCUAAAGAGAAUCUAUGGUGGACACCGGGGUCGCCGUCUUUCAGG
Ostertagia ostertagi is the source of this 2094-nucleotide messenger RNA. Lineage: Eukaryota; Metazoa; Nematoda; Chromadorea; Rhabditida; Trichostrongylidae. The record is from the annotation of a GenBank genome assembly.